AUGGAUUUUAUGUACGAAGGUCGUAAUGCAGGGGUCUUACUUCACUUAACUUCGCUGCCUAGCAAAUGUGGCAUAGUCGGGGAUUUUGGGGAAAGUGCUGAACCGUUUUUAGAGUACCUUAAGGAAGCUGGGUUUUCCUAUUGGCAAGUGCUCCCUGUCGGGCCUUGCACUUAUUCUGAGUCCCAACCCGGUUGCCCAUACUUGAGCACAAGUUCGUUUGCACUGAACCCCUUGCUCGUUUGUCCUGUUGGUUUAAUAUCUCUUGGACUUGUGACCGAAGAAGAAGUAAGUCAGUUGGUCGCCAAAUGGCAGGCAAAGCAACAAGAGAGGAGAGCCCUUAAUAGAGAAUGCUCCUCUCAUGAUACGGUUGAGUAUGGUGACUUCGUUGACUACCAUGCAGCCAAGGGCUACAAGGAUGAAUUGCUUGCCGCUGCAUACAAUGCAUUUAUUAAAAAAGCUCCUACAGAGGAAUACGACGAAUUUUGCAAAGCCAACAAAUUUUGGCUAGAUGGUUAUGUGCUAUUUGAAGCCAUACAAGCAAGGCAUCCCGAUGCCGCCUCGUGGCUCGAGUGGCCAGAGGAAUAUAGGUCAUACAGAAAUCUCGUAAAGAACGAAUCAUUACUACAGGGCCUUGAGAUGCUUAAAGAAGAGCAAAACAUCACUGACAAGAACAUUACAGGGCCAGUUGAGCAGCUUCUACCGCAAUUUCACCGUUUCGUGCAGUUUAUACUUUCCCAACAGUGGAGCCAGCUGCGCCGUCAGGCCAAUACAAAGGGGAUCAAAAUCCUGGGCGACAUAGCUUUUUAUGUCAAUAUGCAUUCUAGCGAUGCCUGGAGUAACUCGGAGAUGUUUCAGAUGGACACUGCUACCAACAAGCCCCUCUACGUUUCUGGCGUUCCUCCAGAUUAUUUUAGCGCCGAAGGGCAACUUUGGGGGCAUCCGGUUUAUGCAUGGGAUGCACAUGAACGCACGAAUUUUAGCUGGUGGACUCGCCGUUUGGCUAAGAGUUUCGAGAAAUUCGAUGCAUGUCGACUUGAUCAUUUUCGUGGAUUCGAGUCAUACUGGAGGGUACCGUACGAGUUUGCUAUACAGCAUAAAAGCGCCAGAGAUGGAGAAUGGGUACAGGGGCCUGGAACAAAGUUGUUCGAUGCAAUAUUCAAGAACAUGGGCUGGGAGAAUCCUAGGGUAAAUGUUGCCACAGCCUACUCGGAAGCAUUGUCGAAACACAGAAAGCAGCCAACGGUAAAGGAACGGCUUGCCAACAUUAUCAGCAAGCACGUCACUGCAAAGUCGAAACCGCUGAAGAAGACCUCUGGAGCCCCACACUCGUUUGGAACGCAAGGAGGAGGCGAUACUUCGAGCCCCGCACCCUUACUGAUAGCAGAAGAUCUGGGUUUUAUCACUCCUGAGAUCGUUGCUCUUAGGGAUAAGUACAGUAUCUUUAGCAUGCGCGUCAUGCAGUUCGCCUGGGCAGAUAAAGAAAAGGGCUUGCGCUGUGAACAUCUUCCGUACAAUCACACAAGGGACUGUGUUGUAUACACCGGGUUAAGAGAAGAGCCGCCAAGCUUUGCAGCUCACAGGCGCCUAGCCCACUUGGCGCUUCUUAGCGUGGCGAACCUCGUUAUCCUACCAGUCCAAGAUAUAUUGGGCUUAGACGAUAGAGCUAGGUUUAACCUUCCCGGCGUCGAUAGCCCCAAAAACUGGAGUUGGAAACUCAGCAGUCUGGGGCCUCUGUAUUCGCCAGAAAACCUGAACCCGCUCCGCGAACUGCUCAUUCUAUCAAAUAGAUCUAGUUCCUCCGAAUAG
Molecule: messenger RNA, 1806 nt
Organism: Eimeria mitis
Lineage: Eukaryota; Apicomplexa; Conoidasida; Eucoccidiorida; Eimeriidae
Product: 4-alpha-glucanotransferase, putative
Exons: 3
Coding region: 1-1806 (601 amino acids)
Biological process (GO): carbohydrate metabolic process
Molecular function (GO): 4-alpha-glucanotransferase activity
Source: RefSeq, a predicted model, not a curated record